Messenger RNA from Ramularia collo-cygni, 4410 nucleotides. Its product is annotated as related to Vacuolar protein sorting/targeting protein 10. Gene Ontology annotation, molecular function: protein binding. Gene Ontology annotation, cellular component: membrane; Golgi apparatus. The coding region runs from base 1 to 4410 and encodes 1469 amino acids. NCBI's taxonomy places the organism in Eukaryota, Fungi, Ascomycota, Dothideomycetes, Mycosphaerellales, Mycosphaerellaceae. The transcript has a single exon. The record is from RefSeq and is a predicted model, not a curated record. Gene Ontology annotation, biological process: Golgi to vacuole transport; protein targeting to vacuole; Golgi to endosome transport.
AUGAAACAACUCCGCGCCGUAACAGGGCUGUUGUUCAGCCUGCUUGCUGUGCAGGUCAUAGCCAAAAAGAAUAAGCCCGACAUCGAAAAGACCAACUUUCACGCAAAACCAGCGGGCAUCGUAUACUUUGAGGAUAGCGAUGUGGUGCUGGCUACCAACCCAGAUGACCAGUCCACCUUCCGCUCACCAGACGCAGGUGCAACAUGGGCCAAAGUCAAGGACAUAACAGAGGGCGAGGUGCUGGAGGUGUUGCGAAAUCCGUUCGAUAAGCAGACGGCCGUCGUGCUUGGAACCAAGCGGAAACACUGGAUCACCCACGACCGCGGUGAAUCGUGGCGCGAGUUCAGCACCGACGAGGAUCCCGCUCGUCGCCAGCCGGGCAUCGCCUUUCACGCCACCGAUCCCCAGCGCAUGCUGUACCGUGCCGAAGGCUGCCAUGGCCCGCUCUGUUCAGACUCGGUAUACUACACUGUCAAUGGCUUCAAGGACAAGGCGGAACUGUUGGGCGAGGGCUUGACCAACUGUCUUUGGGCAAAGAGCUCCGAGGUGUUUGCAGAGAAGAACAAGGACCUCGAUGACAACACCAUACUUUGCAUACGCGAGGGCAAGUUCUCGUGGUUCUCCCACAACUACCGUGCGGUGAUCACCAAGGACUUCAUGGAGACCGAGCCCAUCGAGCCAACCCUGAGCAGUGGCGGGACUGUGGAGGGGAUAACUAACAUUGCCUCCGCGAAGGGAWAUCUCGUCUUUGCUGCUAAGAGCGAGCGGACCACCGAAAUGGCCAUGUACGUCAGUGACGACACCGAGGUCUGGCAUCGUGCGGAGUUUGGGGAGCACAAAUUGGAAGAGGGCGCGUAUACGCUCCUCGAGAGCACCAAUUACAGCAUGCAAGUCGAUGUCAUGACGACCAGMCCGUACAGCAUGAACGCCAUGGGCGUGCUGCUCACAUCCAACAGCAAUGGCACUUUCUUCACGAAGAAUAUUGAACACACGAAUCGAAGCCCAAGCGGCUUUGUGGACUUUGAAAAGAURUCCAAUAYCCAGGGCAUCGUCCUUGUAAACACCGUGGAGAACUGGAAGGACGCUGAACACAAGGACUCGGUACGCAAAGAGGUGGUGUCGAAAAUAUCCUUCGAUGAUGGUCGAACUUGGGAGAAUCUGGAAGUUGAUGGCAAGAAGCUGCACCUCCAUUCGGUUACGCAGCAACGCAACAUGGGCCGCGUAUUCAGCAGUCCGGCUCCUGGCAUAGUUAUGGGAGUUGGCAAUACUGGUGACUCCCUGGACAGCUAUGAAAAGGGCAAUUUGUAUGUCUCUGACGAUGCUGGGUUGACCUGGAAGAAGGCUCUCGACAAGCCGCAUAUCUUCGAGUUUGGUGCUCAAGGCUCUAUUCUGGUCGCCAUCGCAGAUGAUGAGACGGACGAAGUCAGAUGGUCUGUUGAUCACGGCAAGACAUGGGAGAAGACCGACCUGGGAGACAAGAUCAAGCCUACGACGCUCACAACCACCCCGGAUUCGACGUCCCUCAAGUUCAUGCUGAUAGGGGCCGGCCCUAAGUCGGACUAUUACAUCUACUCUUUGGACUUCAACGCCCUUGAUAAGCGCGAAUGCGAGAAGAAAGACUUUGAGGAUUGGCCGGCUCGCGUUGACGACGAGGGCGAGCCUGUCUGCAUCAUGGGCCACACUCAGUCUUUUAGGAGAAGGAAGCCGGACGCCGAUUGUUUCGUUGCCAACAAGGACUUCCAAGAUCCCGAAGAGAAGCGGGAAAAAUGCAAAUGUCUCAAGAGAGAUUUCGAAUGCGACUAUAAUUUCAAGCGCGAAGACGGCAAAUGCGUGYGGAAUGGCCGAAUCAUUCCACCCGACGGUGCUUGCAGUGGCGACAAGAAAACAUUCAUGGGUACUUCUGGGUAUCGAUUGAUUCCAGGGAACGACUGUGAGGGAGGCGAGGACUUGGCCAAGGAGGAAGAGCACAAUUGUGACGAAUCAACAGCACCUCCUGCUAGCGGCGAGAUUGCAAAUGAGAUGACCAAAUUCGACGGCGAUGAGGUCGCGGAGUACUAUUAUCUGGAGCGAGAAGCCAGCAACAGCAACCAGGAUGGCGACGAAACGAUUCUUAUGCGUACCAAUCACAAGCAGCUCUGGCUGACCCAUAAUCACGGCAAGAAGUGGGCUCGAAUUCACAAGGACGAAGAGAUUCUUGCAAUAUACCCUCAUCAAUAUCUCAACGAAAGGGUUUACCUGAUUACACCCGGUAAGAAGGUGUUUUACUCGACCGACUUUGCGCAGAAUUUCCACUCCUUCGACGCACCGGACGAGCCCAACCGGGCUAAAGUCCAGGUCUUGAAUUUCCAUCCCACAGAAAAGGACUGGUUGAUAUGGACAGGCUCCCGUGACUGCAAAUCCGACACAGAAUGCAUGACCGUCGCACAGGUGUCGAAGAAGGGCGGUGAGGAGUGGGAGACACUACUCCGCGCUGUCAGAAAAUGCCAGUUUGUCUACCGUGAAGAUCGCGACAGCUCCGACGAGUUGGUGUAUUGCGAGCAGUUCGAGAACGAAGUCGAGAAUCGCGACACUCCAAAGCUGCUCAUGAGUAGUGACGACUGGUUCGUGCAUAAGAAGGAACUCAAGCGUAACGUUAUUAACUUUGCGACCAUGGCCGAAUACAUUGUCGUCGCUGUCCGCGAUGAUGAGAGAGACACCUUAAAGGUUGACACCAGCAUUGACGGUGUCAGUUUUGCCGACGCCAAAUUUCCAUAUGGUAUGGACGUUCCCCACCAGCAUGCGUACACUGUACUGGACUCCAGUACACAUGCAAUCUUUUUGCAUGUCWCCGUGAACGAUGAAGAAGAUCACGAAUAUGGCAGUAUUGUCAAAAGCAACAGCAACGGCACGUCGUACGUCUUGUCAAUAGGAGAAGUCAACAGGAAUACAGCUGGCUUUGUCGAUUUCGAAAAGAUGCAAGGUAUCGAGGGUGUAGCAGUCAUCAAUCGUGUGGCCAAUCCAAAAGAUACGGGCUCUGGAAAGGCCAAGAAACUGAAGACCUACAUUACCCACAACGACGGCGCUGAUUGGGACCUCUUGGAGCGCCCGACGGAUCCGCCGAAGGGAGCCAAGUGGUGCAAAGGCAACAAAGACAAAUGCAGCCUCCACUUGCACGGUUACACUGAGCGAAAGGAUCCUAGGGACACCUACAGCUCUGGUAGUGCCGUUGGCUUGAUGAUUGGCACGGGGAACGUUGGCGAGUUCCUUGGGAGCAAGAAGGAUGCUGAUACCUACCUCACCAGAGAUGCCGGGCUUACAUGGAACUUUAUCGCAGAGGGCAAUUGGAUGUGGGAGUACGGUGAUCAGGGCUCCAUCAUUGUGAUUGUCAAGGAGGAAGAACCCACAGACUUCGUGCUCUACUCUCUGGACGAGGGAGUAAGUUGGGAGAAGCAUUCCAUCGGAGAAGAGAUGCUUGUCAACGAUAUCAGCACGGUUCCGAGCGACACCAGCCGGAACUUUCUCCUCUGGGGUAAGGUCGGGGGCAAGAUCGCCACCAUCAACGUGGACUUUAGCGGCAUGAAAGAAAGGAGCGAGCAAUGCAAACUCGACGAAGGUCACCCCAAGGCCGAUGACUACGAUCUAUGGUCGCCGAGGCAUCCACUCCAGGCCGACAAUUGUCUAUUUGGUCAUGUCGCCGAGUACCAUCGGAAGCGGCCCGACCAUCCAUGCUUUAACGGGCGGAAUGUGGAGCGUCUUCACAGUAUCGCCUCAAACUGUACCUGCGCACGUUCGGACUACGAGUGCGACUACAACUAUGAGCGCGUGGCGACUGGUGAAUGUCGGCUCGUUAAGGGUCUGGCGAAACCAAAUCCAGCAGACGUUUGCAAGAAGAACCCGGAACUAACGGAGUAUAACGAGGUCACUGGCUACCGUCGCAUUCCGCUUACCACAUGCUCAGGCGGCAACGAACUCGAUCAGACAACGAAAACACACCCAUGUCCGGAUCAUUUGGAUGAGUUCAAGAAGAAGCACAGCAUCAGCGGCGCUGGCCUGUUCUUUGCCAUUAUUUUGCCAAUUGCAGCUGCGGCUGGUGUGGGAUACUGGGUCUUCCAGCACUGGGACGGCAAGUUCGGUCGCAUCCAGCUGGGCGAUGGCAUGGGUGGUGGGUAUGGAGGGGCCUUUGAUGGCGAUGCACCUUGGAUAAAGUAUCCCGUCAUGCUCAUCUCCGGCAUUGUAGCCGUGGUCGCUGCCCUGCCCCUGGUUGUGGGAAGCGUAUGGAAGACGAUCAACACAAGACUGGGCCGAGGCAGUAGCAGUUACAGCAGACCCUUUACCAGCCGGAGCAGUUUCCAACGCGGAAGAGGCGAUUAUGCUGUUGUCGAUCCAGAUGAAGGCGAGCUUCUUGGAGAUGAUAGCGAUGAGGAUAUAUGA